GUUGACAGCUGCUAGGCAAUGCAAUUAAAUUUUGGGUCAAGAUGCAAGAUUCUUCCGGAUCUCCGGAGAGACUUCCCAGAGAAUUAAUACACACUCAGAAUGAAAGACUGACAACAAAGCACAUUCAGACGCUAUCAUUUUUACAAGAUCUUGCUAACGAAAACAAAGAAUUAAAAGCCAAAGUUCAAGAAUUAGAGGAGCAGCAGUCACAAUGUGCCACAUUACAUGCCUUGGCAGAAAAUUCACAGAGUCGAAUCAAGGACAUUCAGCAGCAGUACUUGACCCGAUCGGAUGAAAUCAAUUCUAUGUUGGCAGAAAAACACAAGCAAGAGAUAUUACAACUUGUUGAUGAAAAGGUGGAACUAGAGAGGAACUGUUAUGAAGAAAUUUUAGGAAUGAAACUAGAGAUACAGGCCUUGCAACAGGAGAAUGCAGAGCUUAUGUGUCAGUUGGAGAAUGUGCCACAAAGUGACGACUUGGCAGAAGUGAAGCUACAAGAUGCCGAGAGAGAGAUAAAGAGACUGAAAGCGGAGUAUGAGAAACUGCACAAAGUGUCCGAGAACCAGGCCACAGACCUGCUCCAGAUGCAGGAACUGAUCACCGAGAAGCAGACCUUACAGCAGAGACUGCAAGAAUCUAGUCAGAAGAAGGACGAGCUGGAGAUGCGAAUCGACCGGCUCCAAAAGGCUGUGCAGGAGGCGGAGUCGAACAAGGAGCUGGUGGAGCUCGUCCAGAGGAUGAAGACGAAGCUCGAGAAGUUGAUGGAGGAGCGAGAGAGCUACCGGACCCAGCAGGAGGAGCUCAUCAAGCAGGUCCAUGAGCUGAACGCAGAGAACAAUCGUCUCAAAUCUGGGCUCAUCAAACUGGAGCAGCAGAAACACAUGCUGACCCAGGAGCUGGAGAAAGCGUAUCUGGAGAUCCACGCUCUGAGGAAACAGUUGUUGCAGUGCAGUGACAAGCAGACGUUCAAGGACUUCGUGCUAAUCAAGCGGGAGCUGAAUUUGUUGAAGGACGAGAACCAGGUUCUGAAGAGUCGGACGAAGCUGCCGUCGUUGCCGAUGUUGAAGCCCGACCGGCCGACGUCGGCGUCAAAAGGAGCUGGUCAGCAGCAGGUGCCAAACAAAAGUCUCGGUCGAAAUGGAUGUGGAGAGAAAAACAGUAAAAAACAGUUGGCAUUACCCGCCUGUGAGAGCUGAAAUGUUGUAAAGUUAAAGUCUGAUUGACCACAAGAUGUUACUUCAGUCAAGUGUUUCUAAGGAAGGAUCUAAAGGAGGUGACAAGGGGGUCCUGUCCACCACUCCCCUUCCUGAAAAACAUAAAGUGCUCCAUUUUUUGACAGUUUGUUUACAGUUUUCAUUAAGUGCCCUUUUCAGGGAGUUGGUCCAUGUGUCCUUUUGCCUUUGGUCCCCUCCCUAAAAUAUUUCCAGGCUCCGUCCUUGGUUUCUAUACAUUUCAUAAAUGUAACAGAAAUAGAUGGCAAACACAAUUAUGUCUUGUUACUCAGGGGACAAUGUUUCAUGCAGACCAUUGUUCUGUUAACGUAUUUGUUAUGCAACUUUAAAUUCACUCAUACCCCCAAUUGGUAUGUGUGGCAAGCAGUUGUAUUUUAAAAUUAGAAGUUGCAAACUUACGGAUGACUGGAAUUUUGUUGUACUAAAAUCUAAUUGUUAGAAACAUUUUCUAGUCAUUUUAGGGUAUUUGAUGUACAGCACAUCAGUAGUCACAUUAAAUUUUUUACUAUCACAUAACAAUUUGUUUAAACCAGAUUUUAAAUAUCAGUAUACAAAUAGUAUUGAACAUUAACACAAGUGUGUAACUUUGCAGUUAUGCAGAUAUACUCUAUUUAAUUGCACAAUCCGUUACCUAGGCAAAAAGCAUGUGAACAGACAUAGUUACAUAAGAUUUUGAAAUAUUGUCCCCUGUUACUGCAGGUUAACAAGGAAAGUAAAUGAAUGUUGGCUAUAUGUUCAGUGAAGAAGAAUUAUGAGUUAUUUCCCAUUCCAACCAGUGCACCACAACUACUAUAUCACUCAGUGUGUUACAUGCUGCCAUAUCUAUAUGAAAGUGCCUAUAAAAGAUACCUUGCUGCUAACUAGUAUUAGAUUGAGUAGUCAGUGUGACAAUUCAGUGUGAUUCCUUCGUAACUGUCAUUUGUAAAUACAUUUUUACACCAAAUAACUGCAGAUUAAACAAUGUGAUGAAGUACUGUUAGGCAAAUUUUUCUUGCCAUUCCACUGCAUGACAUGAUACAUGAAAUUAAGGUUGCACACCACCAUUUAAUUUUUCAUGUAUCUCAAUACAAUUUUAAUGUCGGAAUGUAUUCUGUAAAAAAAUAAGACAAUAUCAAGACCACUAUUUUUAGGAUGUACAGUUACUUGGUAACUACCAUACAAAACGAAAUCAGUAUGGGUUGACCACAAAAAUUUAAGUUAUCUACCCUUAAGUCGAAGCUCCGCCCCAUUUUGCGGUUAUCUAAGACAGUAUAUACCACAUGUACUGAUGUUAUCAUUAGUAAAAAUAAAAUGUGUUGAGUGCGUCCUUAAAUCAAACAUUUCCUUUAUUUAGUAAUAAAAAUAAAAUAAAUUUGAAACCAAUGGGUUAUUUAUGUACUUCGUAGGUCAACCUACUUAUAAUCAAAGAAAGAUUUGAAAAGGUUUUUUUCCCAAUGACGACUUAUUUCCUAAACUGGACUGUUACGCUGUUUUACACAAAGUAACAACUAGGGGGGGGGGGGGGGGGGGGGGGGGGGGGGUGGUGUGAUGUAACUAUAGCGAAACCUGUCUAAACCAGAUCCUGAACAAACUGGAAUCUUGUCAAAAACCGGCCAAGUUUCAUGAUAAAUAUUAGGUGUCCCACUAGUAGUAGUAUUUGAAAUGAGAUAAUAUUUCAGAGAAUUAUGAAUUGGGUGGGAAAGAAAGUAUUCAGGAAUGGGAACAGUAAAAUAAUUUCUCCACACCACACCCUAUAUACAGACAUACACACACACUGACGUAUCCAGGAUUUUAUAUUGAUGGGGUAACCAAUUUGUCUAUGACUCAUGUUAUGUGACGAUAGGAAAAUACAUAACAUGGGGGGGGGGGGGGGGGGGGGGGGAGGUGUGAUUGGUGUGUGUGUGGGAGGGGGCAUUGCCCCCAUUGGACACCCUCUGGCUAAGCCAGUGGAUAUGACCCCGGUAUCUGAAGUGGAAAACUGCUGCUCAGUAUGAACAUGAUUAGUGUUACUGUGAUAAAUUUACUUUUGUCUCGCCUUUACAAACUAGAUAUAGGUAUUAUUUUUCCGACGUCAUUGGCAGCGGCAGUAACGUAAUCGUAAACCUUUGCAGAGGCGGAUCGGGGGGGGAGGUGCCUCCCCCCCCCCCUAAAGUUUGCGAGUUAUAAUUUUAUUAUAUAUUAAUUUUCAUUUUUUUUACGAUCCCCUCCAAACGUCCCCCAAUGUUCCAUUGGCAUUCCGCAUCAUGUCCUUACCCCCCGCCCCCAAAUGGAUUUUCUGGAUCCGCCACUGCUUUACGAUUCGCAUUUAGAUCUCAGUUUCUCACAAACUACAAGUCCUGGAUCAAUGAACCUUGGUUUAUAGUUGCACCUAUUGAUGUUCAUCAGAUGUACAACUUUAGGUGCAACUAUGAGUAACAUCACAUUGAUUUGUGUUAGGCGAGACAUUUAGUUCCAUGGAAUUUUUGUCUUUCGUUAGCAUUACGCCUCACAGAAAUGAGAUCUAACUGAUCAGUCCACGCUGAAGUUCACUUGUUUGUUUUUAUAUUGUUAUUAUCGUAUUACAGUACCAUUAGUGUAUCUGAAGUCCUUUCUUCUUAUGUCAGCAUUGUUGCUACUUUUUCAAUAAAUUUUAUUGAUUA
Messenger RNA from Gigantopelta aegis, 3850 nucleotides. RefSeq names its product paramyosin-like. The transcript is spliced from 5 exons. The coding region runs from base 42 to 1196 and encodes 384 amino acids. The record is from RefSeq and is a predicted model, not a curated record. Lineage: Eukaryota; Metazoa; Mollusca; Gastropoda; Neomphalida; Peltospiridae.